Molecule: messenger RNA, 1901 nt
Organism: Exophiala xenobiotica
Lineage: Eukaryota; Fungi; Ascomycota; Eurotiomycetes; Chaetothyriales; Herpotrichiellaceae
Exons: 2
Coding region: 91-1749 (552 amino acids)
Molecular function (GO): iron ion binding; monooxygenase activity; heme binding
Source: RefSeq, a predicted model, not a curated record
CCAGCAACUGGCCGCUCCUGCAUCUGGGACAGUUUGAGAAAAAAACAACAAGACCCAGAAGUAGUUGCUCACUUUUUCACAGCAACAGACAUGGUGCCAACAGUGAGCGGCCUAUUGCAGGCUAUCAACCAUGAUUACACGAUAUGGAUCGUUGGAGCAACGCUUCUUGUCUUUGGUCUAUACUGGUGGUCGACGUUGACCGACAUUCCUAAGAUCAAAGGAAUUCCAGAAAUCCCUGGAGCAUUACCAAUCUUCGGCCAUCUCCUGCAGCUAGGUCAAGAUCAUGCUACCGUCUGCGAAGGCUGGUGGCGCAAGUACCGUCAAUCAGUCUUCCAAAUCCGUCUCGGCAAUACUCGAGCAGUCGUGGUCAACUCAUUCGAAGAUGCUAAGCAAAUGCUUAUCGGCCACCAAACUGCCGUGAUCGACCGCCCUACGCUAUACACCUUCCACGGCGUCAUCUCGUCCACGCAGGGCUUCACCAUCGGUUCCAGCCCUUGGGACACCUCGUGUAAGAACAAGCGCAAAGCAGCCGGCCAAGCUCUCGGCCGACCCGCCAUGCGAGGCUACUUCGACAUGUUCGACCUCGAAUCCUACUGUAUCGUCCGGGACAUUUUCCGCGACAGCAAGAACGGCGAACUCGAGAUUGGCGUGCGUCCGUACAUCCAGCGGUACGCCCUCAAUACCACACUGACGCUUUGCUACGGCAUCCGCAUGGAUAACGUCUACGACGAAAUGCUCCGCGAGAUUCUGCACGUGGGCUCUGCCAUCUCCCUCCUCCGCUCUGCGUCCGAAAACUUUCAAGAUUACGUGCCUGUGCUGCGGUACUUCCCGAACAAUGAGAAGAACCGACGGUCCAAGGAACUCCGCGACCGCCGCGACAAGUACCUGAAUUUCCUCCUCAACAAGGUCCGGGAGAUGAUCAAGAAGGGCACGGACAAGCCGUGUAUCAGUGCAGCCAUCCUGAAAGACCAAGAGACCAAGCUGACCGGCGUUGAAGUCUCCAGUAUCUGUCUCUCGCUCGUGUCUGGUGGAUUCGAGACCAUCCCCGGCACACUGACGUCGUGCAUCGGGUCACUGGCUACGAAGGAAGGGCAGGAAUUCCAGGACCGCGCGUACACAGAUAUUAUGCGGUACUAUCCCGACGUCAAAGCCGUAUGGGCCAACAGCUUCCAGGAGGAGAGGGUGCCGUAUGUGAACGCCAUAAUCAAGGAGGCCGCGCGGUACUACACAGUCAGCGCCAUGAGUUUGCCGCGCAAGACGGUGACCGAGGUGGAAUGGAACGGCGCCAGAAUCCCGGCUAAGACGAUGAUCCUGAUCAACGCGCAGGCCGCGAACCACGACGUCGACCACUUCGGACCGGAUGGCGCCGUGUUCAACCCGGAGCGAUGGCUGAACGACGAGUUUGUCAUGAAGCCGUCGAGCGGCGUCGCGCCGGAGGAGAAGCCCGCACAGGGGAUCCAGCAUUUCAGUUUCGGCGCCGGCUCGAGGGCGUGCAGUGGCCAGUUCAUUGCGAGCAGGCUGUUGUACACGGCGCUGAUCAGGUUGUUGACGUGUUAUAAGAUCGUGGCCAGUGACAGUGAGCCGCCCAACACUGACUACGUGGAUUACAACCAGUUCAAGAGCGCGCUGGUCGCGAUCCCGAGGGACUUCAAGGUCAAGUUGAUCCCCAGACACGACGAGAGUGUGAUCAAGGAGGUCAUGGCCGAUGCGGCCGAGCGCACGAAAAAUUACUAUGCCGAGGAAGAUUAAGUAAGUAUCGUGAGAUCUGCAUGUUUUUUCGGGGGUUUCUUGGAUCGUUCUGUUCACUGGGUCUAUCUAGAUGAUAUGCCAUGGGCGCCACGGUUGAAGAGGGAGGAACAAAGGUACCAGUACUAGUAUCUAGCAUUGAUGACAUGAAUGAG